This is a messenger RNA of Lates calcarifer (barramundi perch), 1432 nucleotides long. RefSeq names its product cytosolic 5'-nucleotidase 3-like. Gene Ontology annotation, cellular component: cytoplasm. Lineage: Eukaryota; Metazoa; Chordata; Actinopteri; Centropomidae. The record is from RefSeq and is a predicted model, not a curated record. Gene Ontology annotation, molecular function: magnesium ion binding; 5'-nucleotidase activity.
ACGGAAGUGUUUUAUUUUGAACUUUGAGGUGAAUGACGGGCUAUGGAAACGCAGAUAAAGAGAGCUAAUAGUUGUUUUAACUUUUAGCUUUUAGAAAGGGGCUUCUGGUGCAGAGACGAUCUUCGACCGCGGGUUGCACCAGUCGGAAGGCGCCCGUUGACAGAGGGCAGGACGGGACUCUCCGAGCGGCGGGCUGGUCGGUGGAGGAGCAGCGGACCGUCAUGGACAGGACGGCCGUGGUAAAGGUCGGAGCCGCGGCCAGUGCCAGCGUCUGUGCUCUGUUCGGUGGAGUGGUUCUGGCGCAGUACAUCGUCGCCAAGAAGAAGCGAGCGGGCAAAAAAACCAGGAUCAUAGAGAUGAUGCCUCAGUUUGAGAAGACAACGGUCCACAUGAGGGACCCUGAGAGGGUGGAGCAGAUCAUCUGUGGUCUCAUCAAGGGAGGAGCUUCCAAACUACAGAUCAUCACAGACUUCGACAUGACGUUAAGCAAGUUCGCCAUCAAUGGCAAACGCUGUCCAACGUGUCACAAUAUCAUCGACAACUGCAAGUUGGUAACAGAGGAGUGCAGGCAGAAGCUGCUGCAGCUGAAGAAUAAGUAUUAUCCCAUUGAGAUCGACCCUAACCUCACCAUGGAGGAGAAAUACCCAUUCAUGGUGGAGUGGUAUUUCAAGUCCCACACACUACUUGUGGAGCAGCGAAUAGAAAAAGACAAACUGCCAGAGGUGGUGAGAGAGUCUGAUGCUGCACUCAGGGAAGGCUUUGAGCAGUUCUUUGAUCGCCUGCAGCAGCAUAACGUGCCUGUCUUCAUCUUCUCUGCUGGCCUGGGCGACGUCCUCGAAGAAAUCAUCCGCCAGGCUGGAGUCUACCACCCCAACGUCAAGGUCGUCUCCAACUUCAUGGACUUUGAUGAUAAUGGCGUCUUAAAGGGUUUCAAAGGCGAGCUGAUCCACGUGUACAACAAACACGAUGGUGCCCUGCGGAACACAGAAUACUUCAAACAGCUGAAGGAAUACUGCAACAUCAUCCUAAUGGGCGACUCUGGGGACCUCAGCAUGGCAGACGGUGCACCGAACGUAGAGAACAUCCUCAAGAUCGGCUUCCUCAACGACAAGGUGGAAGAGCGAUUGGACAAAUAUCUGGACUCUUAUGACAUCGUCCUGGUGAAGGACGAGACUCUGGAAGUGCCCAACGCCAUCCUCCAGAAGGUUCUAUAACUCCACCCCCAAGUCCCCCCCCCCCCCACUCCUCUCCUCCCAUCCCUUCCAGCCUCUGGCCUGUCAGGCUUUUAACACCAAACUAAACCUUUGUCACUGGUCCAAACUGGUCACUAUUUAACCUCUCCUCUCUCACUCUGGAUCCCACCAGAGUCAUCUCCUGACUCUGUAACCCCCCUGUACCCCCAUUCCCACCCUAUAAAAGCCUUUUAAAAGAC